CGAUGCAUCGGAUGCAGCCAAAAAACACACUACAAGGUUUUGUAUGUAUGUACAAGUGACCGAAUGCGACAGCAACAAGCCGUACGAAGGGAUGCGAUGCUGCAGGAGAGAGCGUGACCAGCGCCGGAUAUCCGGUCGGCGCCAUAUAAUCCAGCACGCCAAUUGCACUUGCCACAUACACAGGAGCAGUGGCGGAGUCGGGAUGAAUUCGCUGGCAUAGUAGUCAUCACAUCAUUCCGCAUCUAUCCGCUAACCGGCCCAAUGCUGAUCAAACAGGCCCUUUCUUGCCCGGUAAAUUACAUUAUCCCCAACUUCCCAUGGACGCCAUCCCGCGGGAUCGGCCGUGCAUUGUCUCCGUCUUCCCCUCCUGCAUAUCAAUGACCGCAGCCAUAAUCAGUUAUUAUCAUUCUUUUUAAAGUGCGAUAUGCAUGUGAAAAGAGGCUUCUAAGCAGUAGUUGGCAUCCUUCGACGGCUGACCAUGCUGGAUUGGGCUCAUCCAUGCCGGGACGUGGAGAAGCCUGAUCAGUUUGGCGCAGUUGCAUUGCUAACCUUCUUGCCAGACGUUGUCGUGGAGCUGUUUGGCUGUAUCCAGCAAGUGCUGGGAUAUUUGCACAACAAUAUUCAUGUGGUGGAACAAAUACGUCUUCGUGCUGCGGUGGCAUCUGCUGGCCAUAUGUUUAUUUCAUGUCAUCAUCAAGUUUCAUUUAUGCGUCGGCAACGACGCUUCCGGAUGGUCCGAGUAUGACACGGAGAUACCCUUCAGCUAUCGCAUUCAGUCGGCUUUUCGAGAUGCCUACUGGGAGAAGAGAAGUUCGGACGAGCAUAAACUGCUGCAGUACCUGAUGGCGAAUUACGAGAAGGCCGCCCGGCCCGUGGUCAACGCAUCGACGCCCAUCACGGUGAAGGUAGGCUUCGUCCUGACGCAGAUUUCCUCCGUGGACGAGCGCAAUCAAGUCCUCACCACCAAUGUCUGGUUUGAAAUGGAGUGGACGGACGAAGUGUUGAUGUGGGAUCCGGUGAAGUUCGGGGGCAUCCGCGUACUGAUUAUGCCCAGCACCAAGGUCUGGCUGCCGGAUAUCGUGCUCUACAACAAUGCGGACGACUACAACAAGAAUCUGAUGCCGGUGAACGUCGUCCUGCAGUACAACGGUUCCAUCUUUUGGAAUCCACCCACCAAGAUGCGCAGCACCUGCAAGAUCGUCACCACCUAUUUCCCUUUCGACGAUCAAAAGUGCCACUUAAAGCUUGGGUCAUGGAUUUACGAUGGCUUUCAAUUAGACGUGAUUAAGCGGAAGCCAAACGUGGACCUGACCGCCUACGUCCGCAGCGCGGAAUGGGACAUUAUCAACACAACGAUGGUGCGCAACGUCAACUACUACGCUUGCUGUCCCGAGCCCUUCCCCGAUGUCACCGUGCACUUCCACAUCCGCCGCAUCACCGUCUACUACGGCUACAACAUCAUCGCGCCCUGUGUCAUGCUUUCCAUGCUCACCAUUGUCCUCUUUUGGCUGCCCUGCGACGCCGGGGAAAAGAUAACUCUGGGAUUGACCGUGCUGCUAGCAUUUUCCGUCUUUAUGCUGAUGAUUGGCGAAACCAUGCCGGAAACAUCCGAUUCGAUGCCACUGUUAGGCAUUUAUAUCCUAUCGACGGAGUUCAUCGCCAGCUUCUCGGUGGCGAUGACGGUCACCAUCCUCAACCUGCACUACCGCGGCUUCAAGCGCAACCACGUUCCCGCCUGGCUGCGACGGCUGGCCUUCGGCUACCUGGCUAGGCUGACCUGCAUGCCGCCGCUGUACUCCAUCGACGGCAAACUACUGCAGCUGCCACCCAACACCCAACAACGUGCCGCGCGUGCCUACCGCAAUGCCACCUACCAGUCUGGCCACGAUGCCGAUGUGGAGCGCAGUCUGGACCUGGCCGAAUUCCGCCGGCUGAUCGGCCGCCACCCUUACGCGGGCGGAAGCACGCCCCGCAGCGUGGAGCUGGCAACGCCGGCCUCCAACUGCCACUUUCUUUCCUAUGACUCCACGCACUCCGCCAGCCUCUCUUUCGCCUCGUCCGCCCUGCCGCCCGGCACAAUCCCCACGGGCGGUGGCGGCAAUGACAUUGCCGGUCGUGUCAAGUGUCUCCUGGACAAGUUCGACGAAGAGAAGAAGAUGGAGGAGAACCUGGCUGAGUGGCGGCGCGUCGCGGAGAUUCUGGACCGAGUCUGCUUCUAUAUCUUCCUCCUGCUCAUCUUCUGGACCACCAUCGCGCUCCUCGUCCUCUCCCCGCUCAGCAAAGCGCCGUGAUGCAGAAGACCCAGAGAGUGACCUUCGCUAUGGGCGAAGAUCGCGGCUAUCGCUAUGGGCGAAGAUCGAACACUGUCAAGCAGGUCGCCAUUGAUGUAUUCUUCUGUCUUUCGGUCAGAUUAAGCGAUUUGUACAAUUAAAUACAGCCUAUUUAUUGAAGCCAUGAGUCACUUGACCUACAUGCUUUAAAUGCGCUUUAAAUGCCGCUACAUGUUGCUUCGUCCUACGCAUGAUAUAGGUCCUGCCAAAUUAAAAUCACCAAAACGCAAAAUUCAAUACAUUCC
This is a messenger RNA of Paramacrobiotus metropolitanus, 2575 nucleotides long. Its product is annotated as neuronal acetylcholine receptor subunit alpha-10-like. The record is from RefSeq and is a predicted model, not a curated record. The transcript has 11 exons. Gene Ontology annotation, cellular component: synapse; postsynaptic membrane; neuron projection. Gene Ontology annotation, biological process: regulation of membrane potential; nervous system process; chemical synaptic transmission. NCBI's taxonomy places the organism in Eukaryota, Metazoa, Tardigrada, Eutardigrada, Parachela, Macrobiotidae. Bases 624 to 2291 code for a protein of 555 amino acids. Gene Ontology annotation, molecular function: transmembrane signaling receptor activity; acetylcholine-gated monoatomic cation-selective channel activity.